Molecule: messenger RNA, 2485 nt
Organism: Sus scrofa (pig)
Lineage: Eukaryota; Metazoa; Chordata; Mammalia; Artiodactyla; Suidae
Gene: SPIB
Product: Spi-B transcription factor
Biological process (GO): regulation of transcription by RNA polymerase II; cell differentiation
Cellular component (GO): nucleus
Molecular function (GO): DNA-binding transcription factor activity, RNA polymerase II-specific; sequence-specific DNA binding
Source: RefSeq, a predicted model, not a curated record
UGGGCCAAGGUAUAAAUAGGGGUGGUGGCUGCAGCCGGCAGUGAGCCCAGCCCGGCACCACCAUGCUCACCCUAGAGGCUGCACAGCUCGACGGGCCACACUACAGCUGUCUGUACCCAGAUGGAGUCUUCUACGAUCUGGACAGCUGCAAGCACUCCAGCUACCCAGACUCAGAGGGGGCUCCUGACCUGUGGAGCUAUGGCCUCAGUCCGGCUGUCCCAGCUGCCUCCUAUGAACCAUUUGACCCGGCCGUGGCCACCUUUGGCCACCCCCAGGGUGUCCAGCUCUGUUACGGACCCUCAAGCUACAGCCCUGUGGGGAGCCUGGACCCGGCUCCCAGCCUGGAGGUCCCAGGACCCGGCUUCCCAGCGUACCCCACCGAGGACUUCGCCAGCCAGACCCUGGGCCCCCCGGCGGCGUACGCCCCGUACCCCAGCCCCGUGCUGUCAGAGGAGGAGGACCUCCUGCUGGACAGUCCUGCCCUGGAGGUCUCGGACAGCGAGUCGGAUGAGGCCCUCGUGGCUGGCUCAGAGGGGAGGGGAUCCGAGGCAGGGGCCCGCAAGAAGCUGCGCCUGUACCAGUUCCUGCUGGGGCUGCUGACGCGCGGAGACAUGCGGGAGUGCGUGUGGUGGGUGGAGCCGGGCGCCGGCGUCUUCCAGUUCUCCUCCAAGCACAAGGAGCUCCUGGCGCGCCGCUGGGGCCAGCAGAAGGGCAACCGCAAGCGCAUGACCUACCAGAAGCUGGCGCGCGCCCUGCGCAACUACGCCAAGACCGGCGAGAUCCGCAAGGUCAAGCGCAAGCUCACCUACCAGUUUGACAGUGCGCUGCUGCCCGCCGCCCGCCGGGCCUGAGCCCAGGGCGGUCUCUCGGGGGGGCUCGCAGGGGCCCCCACGCCUGUGUCACGUGGGCGUCCCCACACCCUAGGUCAUAGGACCCACGGAUCCCCCACACUGGUGGCGGGGGCGGGGCGCUACCACAGUCCCUAAGCCCUGCCCGGGGCCCCUCUGGGACCUCCCCACUCGUGUCUGGGGCCCCGAGAGCUUCACGUCGUGGGGCAGAGGACCCAUAGACGACUAUACUGUGUGUCUGCGUGGAGGGGCGGGGCAGGGCAGGGCUUCCAGAAAACCUAGAGCCUCUCUGGGAUCCCUUGUGAUGCCUGCGAUCCCUCAGUUUCAUCUAGGGGAGCGUCAGCCCACAGAGCAUCACAUCAAGAGGGGGGGGCUCUGCCGGCAACCCUAAGCCCUGUCCAGGGUCUCUCUGGGAUUCCCUUCUCAUGUCUGAGCCCCUCCUGGCAGAUCUGAGAUCUUCUAGUUAUGUCUGGGUCCCUCUGGGAACCCUUUACAUGCUUCCAUGUCCAUCUGUGACUCUCCGUUUUGUCUGUCCCCCCCAAAUCCCUUUGUCAUCUUUGAGAUCCUCUAAUUCUCUGGAACCACCCUGCUACCACUUUUUUACGUCCGGAAUUCUCCAAUCAAAUCUAGGGUGCCUCUGGAAUCUUUUUGUGACGUCUGAAAACACCCUUCUCAGGUCUGGGGGGGUGGGAACCUCAGUGAACCUUGUCAUGUGUGGGCCACCUCUAGGAUGCCCUUGUUUGUCUGGGACCCUCCAAUCACAUGCUGAACCCCUCUGGAGUCCCCUUUGGAUAUGCCCCUUUGGGGACCCCACCAGCAGCCCUGAGUCCUCAUGGGGACCCUCGCUGGAGUGCCCUCCCUAGGGCCGUGAUGGGGAUCGUUCUAGCCCCUCGGUUGAUUUCUGGGUGAUCUUGGCAGUGCUCCCCGUGUCCGUUCUAACCAGAGACUUUGCACAAUCCAGCAACGGUGGGCCAGCUUUUCUGUGCGGAGAGGCUGGAGCAAGGUGGCAGCCACACCUAAUGGGGCACCUUGUUCUCCAAUCUGCCCAAGUCCCCUCCGCCCCUGGCUGUCAUACCCCAGUGGCUUCUCUCGGCUGGACCAACCAUUUGCGUGUGAACCCAGCCUGAAGCCUGGAUGAACUGUGGGAGGUGUGAUGGAACCCACGGGGGGUGUCGGAGGCUGUGGACGUAAGAAGCCAGGGUCCUUGAGCCUGGGUGGCUGGGGGCUGGGGGUCUAGGGUGAAAGAUUAGCUGCUUCUGGGCCAGUUUGUCCCUUCUGUGAAAGAGAAGAGGAGGAGGAGGAAGACCUCAGAAGUCCCUUGAAGCCCUGUGAGUCUUUGAAACAUCUGAAAUCCACCCACUGAUGGCCAGAAGGAAGAAGAGGAAGGAGCACCAAGGACCCAGAGAGGACGGGGUCCCGGUGGGGGCACACAGCAGCUGGUAGCAGAGCACCGCCUGGGACCUGCCCUCAAGAGGAAAGAACCCCUUCCGGGGGGGUGGGGGGGUGCACCUGGCCGGAGGAGGGGCAUGCCAGGGACAAAAGGUCUUCCUGGGGCCUGCUCUUGCACAUGAGGUACCUUUUGCAAAACAUCAUUACCCCAAGUGUGGAAUAAAAUAAAACAAAUCAAGGUAGACACA